Brienomyrus brachyistius is the source of this 6696-nucleotide messenger RNA. Its product is annotated as kin of IRRE-like protein 1. The coding region runs from base 3128 to 5476 and encodes 782 amino acids. Gene Ontology annotation, molecular function: cell adhesion molecule binding. The record is from RefSeq and is a predicted model, not a curated record. NCBI's taxonomy places the organism in Eukaryota, Metazoa, Chordata, Actinopteri, Osteoglossiformes, Mormyridae. Gene Ontology annotation, cellular component: cell-cell junction. The transcript has 15 exons. Gene Ontology annotation, biological process: cell-cell adhesion.
GGUGCAAAGAUGGGAUUUUGCUUUAAUUCUGUUUGGAAAGUCCCAUAAGCCCCCCCUCCCCCACCAACAAAUUGGCUCAUUUCAGGAAUUUGGCUAUUUCAUGAUCCUUGAUAAUGCUGCUACACAAAAUGAGUAACAAAUGUAACCAUUUUUAGAGUGGGAUGCUUUUAGCUACCAGAGCAGUUCACCUUGCCUAAAUGUAUCACCGCUAUAGUCCUUGAGGGACUUGAACUCACAACCAUCAGGUUUAGGACUGCCUCCUUAAUUGCCACAAGAGCAGCUUCCCUAUAUUGAUUUAACUUAUCCAUGGUAUUUUAUCCUAAGAAAGGAACCUUACCAUGUAUCUGUGCUGGGGUGCUCUUGGUCUACAUUUCAAGCUUAUAAUUUAUAGAUCUGUACGAUCUGGGUUCUACUGCAUUUUAUGUACUUGCAUGGAAAGCCCAUUGUACCUUAUAAGUUUUGUCUGGGACGGCAUUCUUGUGUCUUUGUUCUACAGUCUGCAGGUUGCGUACGUACAGAAUAUUUCAUAAUAUACUAUAGUUUAUGUUCAUAGUGCUGCGAUGGGCUGGCCCCCUGUCCUGGGUUGUUCCCUGCCUCAUGCCCAUAGCUUCCGGGUUAGGUUCUGGAACCCCUCCCGCAACCUAGAAGGAUAAGUGGUUUGGAAAACGGAUGGAUGGAUGUUCAUAGUAAGAAGUUUGUUUACCAUUUCUGUAACGCAGUUGUGUGCAGUGAGCCUUUACUUCAUGCAAACCACUUGACUAGGUUCUUCUGUCCCUUAAAACUGGGUAAUGGAUUGUCACAGUGUUUCAGUAAUCUGGAAGUAUUAGGUCUAGGUCCGAGUCUAGUUUCAUUCUGCCUUUUUCGGUUAGUUCUGGCGAGUGUUAAUCGCAUCCCUUGCAUUGCACCAUCUAAAGUGCUGGUAUCAACUGCUGAUACCAGAGCUAAACUGCAGCACCUGCGGCUUUGCCUUUCUGCCCACUAUUGUUUCGUUCCACGUUGCUGGCUGGUGAAAUGCUUCCAACGUGUCCGUGUUAAACUAGUGCCCUCCAUUUGUAAACAAAGCCCAGUGGUGACUUAUGGCUGGUGGUCAGCUUUGUGCGUGUGCACAGUGUUUGGCAGUGUGUAUCAAAGCUCUGUCAUCGUCUUCGGCUCCUCCGGUAGCCUUAGAGGCACCAUUGGCGUUGCCGUCGCUAUUACUUGCAUCAGCGUGUCGGUGGUUUAACAGUAGUCAUGGUGACCGUUGUUUCACUGGUGAAAAUUGUUGCAAAUGAGCUUUAGAUGUUGGCGAAAUGGAAAAGGGUGGGCCAAUUUUUUUUUUUUGUCAAAUUUUCAGAAUGGCAUGUCUCCUUAUACUGAAUUUUCAAACAAAUCUGUUUCUAUAGCAACUAAAUAGAGGCUGCAGAGGUAAAGGGAGGGGGGAAUGAAAGCAUAAGAGGGGAGUGAGGAAAAAGACUAUUUGUGCGGGAGGCACGGACAUUUGGGGGUUGGAUUAAAAGGCUGGAUGCUUCAUGCUUUUGGGUGUUUUUAGGUGUAUUUGUAUGUGUUCCAGGGGAGUGCUUUGGAAGGUGGGGGUGGAUGUAUUGUCUGAGGUGGAGGUAGACUGGGUUGGAUGGAAAGGCAGCAUGGCUACCAUAGAAUUUUCUAGACACUGCCUCCCUACCACUCAAUGAAAUUACUGUGAAUACUUUUUUUCGCCUCCUUUGAUUAUUUAAUAGUCCGUGGACUGAACAAUGAAUUAAAUAAUUCAUGAUUAAGCCUAAUUAAGUCAAGCACUAAUUUAUAUGAUUGCUCGAGGUGCAGAAUUUGAGGUGCAAAAAUUAAAAAUCAUAUUUUACAUUUUAGCUGCAUAAAUGUACCCAUAACAAUUUUGUUAAAAGAUCAGUGGUUUUUAGCUGUUGUUAUAAGUAAUAUCUAGAUCGUUCUUUUAAACCCUAAUUUAUUAAACAUAAUAAAAAACCCAUCGGUUAGGAGGUUGACUUGGGUGUGGAGUCAGGGCGGGUCAGCAGAGUUCACAAGCGCCAGUGACUGUGAGAGUCUCACCCUGCAAGACACUAAGAGGUGGGUGAUUAUGUCUGGUCGGCGCGGACAGUUUGCUGACGCUCCCUAUUGUUUGCCUCCCUGUCUGGCCGGGCAUCGUCACUCCCUCGUACCGCUGACGACCCAAAGGCGACCCUUGACUGCGAGUGUGACCCAGCAGGGCCAUCCCGGUGUCUUCCUGCCUUCCAGUCACGGGGCAGACCCCUUAGCCUCUUUCUGGCAGCGCCGUGGUGUGCAGGGACAGAGCGGACACCCUCCUUUCUGCAGGCGGCACCUGGACGCCGCUAAUUUGCCUGUUAGAUUGAUGUCUGUUUAUUGCCCCUAGAAUGUCUCCUGAGAGGAGAUGAAGGGUCGCUCUGAUUCCAUGAGCAUCUCUCUCAGUGUUACUUCAGUCUUACGUAGUGUUGCUCUAGUCUUGCUCUUGUUUUGACCCAGUCUUGGCCAAAUAAGCUUCAGGGUUUUUUUUUUUAACUGGUUCCUUGCAUACCUGCUGUGUUUCUGUUGACUCUCUCCAUCAAUCUUUGCCAUUUGUACCCUUUCUUUUUAGUUGCCUUCCUUUUCUGUUACCAUAGUGACUGCAUGUUCCCUCUUUCCCUCUUUAACAUCUCCAUUCUGUCCCUGUUCUGCUCUCAGCCAUACCUAUCGCAUGUUAGUUACCAUGACAAUGCCUCUUCCCUCACACACCUGUUCACUGCGUGCUUGUCCCCUUCGCUUUACCUAUCUUCUCCUUACUUUCCGCUCCUCUUCCUUCUCCUUGAUCGAUCCCGUCUCAUAUCUCUCGUCUCCUUUUAUUCAUUCCCCUCUUUCUCCCUUUCUCAGUUUUUUUUUCCCUCUAAUCACUGUCCGGUGUCCCUCCCUGAUUCUCAUCUCUUGUUUUAAAAAGGGAAACGAAAUGAAAUACUUAGCAAGAGUAAGGCGUGAGAGUGGUUGUCAUGGCAAGAUUAGACAACAGUGUCAUAACAAUAGACAUAACAAAGAGAGAAAGUAUUUUCACAGUCCACAACUAUUGUUACAUGUACAUGGUUCCAGUUGACUCUGGACUAGAGGAAAUCGGUCAGAGUAAAAAUGGCUUUCAAGUCCAUUGACUGACAUGACUAAGCAUGACCUAUGGAUGGCCCGCUUUUCCCAGGAACCCGCUGACCAGUCUGUGGUUCUGGGCCAAAGGGCAGUUCUGUCCUGCGUGGUGUUCAACUACACGGGCAUUGUGCAGUGGACCAAGGACGGCCUCGCCCUGGGUAUCGGACAUGACCUGCGAGCCUGGCCCAGGUACCGCGUGCUGCGUGGGAUGGAGGUGGGCCAGCACGACCUGGAGAUCUCGGCAGCAGAGCUGUCGGACGACUCUCUGUACGAGUGCCAGGCCACCGAGGAAGCGCUCCGUUCCCGGCGAGCGAAGCUCACUGUACUGAUUCCCCCAGGAGACCCAGUGAUACAUGGGGGUCCACAGGUGCUGCUGAGGGCCGGCGUGGCCUACAACCUGAGCUGUGUUUCCCGUGGGGCCAAACCACCUGCUCUCAUACACUGGGAGAAGGACGGCAUGCUGCUGGAGGGGGACUUUAACAUCACGGAGGUGCUGAUGGACAGAAAGAGGACAACCACCCGCAGUUUCCUGCCCAUCCUGCCAGUGGACACGGACACAGGUCACAACUUUACCUGUGUGACCAGGAACCCAGCAGCACCUGCGGGGAAGCGCACAACCGUGUCCCUUAACGUGCACUACAAACCCACGGUGACACUCUCUGUAGACCCUCGCUCUGUGCUACAAGGAGAGAGAGUCGCAUUUACUUGCCAGGCGAGCGCCAAUCCCCCUGUUAUGAGCUACAGGUGGGCAAAGGGUGGCAUUCUCCUGGAGGGCGCCAGGGAGAGUGUGUUUGUGACCACGGCGGACCACUCCCUCUUCACCGAGCCCGUAUCCUGCCAGGUCUUCAACGCUGUGGGGAGCACCAACGUCAGCGUCCUGGUGGAUGUUCACUUUGGCCCUCUUCUGCUAGUGGAGCCCAGCCCGGUGACGGCGGAUGUCGACUCUGACGUCACGUUGAACUGCAAGUGGUCCAGCAACCCCCCUCUUAUCCUUACCUGGACCAAGAAGGGCUCCAAUGUGGUACUUGGUAAUAGUAACCAGCUAUUUCUGAGGUCUGUGAGUCAAGAUGAUGCCGGGCAGUACAUUUGCAAGGCCAUUGUACCCCAAAUCGGAGUUGGAGAACGGGAGAUCACUCUCACGGUCAAUGGUCCUCCAAUCAUUUCCAGCGAGCCCAUCCAGUAUGCAGUGAGAGGGGAAAGAGGACAGAUAAAGUGUUACAUCGCCAGUACCCCUCCCCCAGAUAAAAUUGUGUGGGCAUGGAAUGAGGACGAGUGGGAGAAGGAAAGGUAUAGGGUGGAGCAGACCACCUUGCCAGAUGGGGGGGUACUCUCCACUCUCUCCAUCGCUAGUGUCAUGGACUCAGACUUCCACUCUCCUUACAAUUGCACGGCUUGGAACAGCUUUGGACCUGGCUCCAUGAUCAUCACCCUGCAGGAGAACGAGAAAGUACCGGUAGGGAUAAUAGCCGGCGGUACUGUGGGAUCCUGCAUCCUGGUUCUGCUCUGUCUCCUGGCCCUGGUUCUGUAUCUCUGCCGCCAACACAAAGGCAGUCGCGGAGUGGUGAUUCUGGGGAAGCCAGAUAUAAGAGUGGAAACUAUCAACAAGGAAACUCCCAGUCUAGAGGAAGACUCUUCAGGUUUAUCCACAGCAUCACGCGUGGUCAAGGCCAUGUAUUCAUUUUUGCCAUCAGUCUCCCUCUCUCCCUCUGAUCAGUCUUUUAAGGAUGACAUUGACCUCAAGAAGGAGCUACGCAGUGACACACUUGAUACUUGUGGAGAAUAUGAGCUUAAGGACCCGACAAAUGGGUACUACAAUGUACGAGCCAACCCCCAUGAAGAGCCGCAGGCCUCCUCAUGCUCCAUGAUGUAUCCGGAAUACCGGCCUGCCAACACCGCUAGCGGGGCUGUGGCAGCCAGCGGGGGGGAGAGCGCUGCUGGAGGGGCCACUGGAGGAGCAAGGGCUGGCUGCUAUGACCCUCGACCCCCGUCCAGAUUGUCCCACACAAACUAUGCCCAGUUCAGCACCUUCACAAGGGCAGGCCAGUCUCAGCCAGCUCCAUCCAACCCAGUCCCCCAGAUGGGUGAGUUCUCCAGGGACUGCAACCUCCUGGAGCCCUCCACGCAGCUAUCCUACGAUAGCUACAGCUACCCGGCCCAGUACCCAUACCGCCUGGGCUUCACCCCCCUGGAGGGAGGGCCCUCCUACGAGAUGUAUGGGGCACAGGCAGGAGCAGGGCCAGCAGCGGGUCUGGGGACAGAGACUGGAUUUGGGAAGUUUGGCAGCUCCAGCCGGUUCUCCUACACCUCACAACAUUCAGACUAUAAACACAGGCACAACCAGAGGAUGCAGACCCACGUGUGAAGGGAAGCAAGCCAAGGGAAGCUCAUGCUGCACCCCUUCACUUCACUCCUUCACCGGUUCUUUGUGUUGUGCGUCGAUUCCCCAUCUCUAAUUCGUAGGAACCACACUUAGAAGGAAACGAGCAAAAUUUUGUUAAUGAAUUUGGCAUAUAAGAACAAGUGGCACAUAGUUAUUGUUACACACAUAAGUGUCAGCGGGAGUGACAGAUAAUAGCAGAUCAUAAUUAUGAUGGGGAGUUAUGAGAGUACGAGUCUUUGUUCUCUUCUAUGUUGGGCUCUUUCUAAGGAGAAACACCUGAAAGCUGUUUGUAAAGGUAGCAAUUUUUAAUUCUUAAAAUCACAAGCUGUUUGCAAGAACAAAAUCUGACAGCUGUGUCCAUGCUUUAUAACCGCAAGCUUCUUCCUAGGUCUAAACUGAAUAGCCAAUAUUAGACAGUACAACCAGCCGCUGCUUCUAUGGACUGCAUACGACUAAGCCGUUGUGCAGGAAAUAAGUACAGAAAACUAUUAUGAAUUACACAAGAUUUGUCAGUCCUGGGAUUGAUUUGUGUGAAGGACUAGGGUAUCCUGCCUUUUUUUCUCACUGUCAGCUCAUCUCUAACCCUCUUCCCCUCUCUCUCUAUCAUGUCUUUACUCCAUUUAUUCAUUUCUACUCUUCCCCAUUUUCUCCUUGACCUCUCUGCUUAUGAGCUUGGAAUAGUUGUGCUACUGGGUUUUGCACACAUGUGCAGAUAGGAAUUAGGCAACAUAACAAAUAGUUUAAACCGGAGAAAGGGAGGCGGUCUUUGGGAUAGAUAGUAAGGUUUUUUAGGAGGUAAAGAAAGCUAUUUAUCAUACUUUAUCAUUCAUCUUAAUAUAAACACAUCCUCUGUCCCAUAAACAUUUGUGGUGCUUAAGAGGCCAAACACUCAUUAUUUCUCUAUUUAUGUGGAGUUGGAGAUCUGGACAUCCAGAAUGUGUUUUUUUUAACCAAAACUUGUCUGUAAUAUUCUCUUCAUUACUGUUCUGUUCUUUGUUGUUGUUCUUGUUGUUGACACAGUUGCACUCUAUUUUGAAGUCCUUAUUGUUUAGAAAAGAAAUGUUUGUUCUGAAUGUGUUUAUAAUUUUUCACUUCAGUUGUUUUUCAUAGCCAUGAACUUUAUUGAAUUUUUUCUAAUGUCUUAUGGUAUGUGAUUAUUUUUUCACAGUAUUAUAUAAAUAAAAUCCACAUCUUUCAUAAAA